This is a messenger RNA of Rangifer tarandus platyrhynchus (Svalbard reindeer), 4731 nucleotides long. The record is from the annotation of a GenBank genome assembly. Lineage: Eukaryota; Metazoa; Chordata; Mammalia; Artiodactyla; Cervidae.
AUGAGUGUAAGGUUACCCCAGAGUAUAGACAGAUCAGCCGGUAAAAAGCAGUCUCACCUGUCCAGCCCCAUUGCAGCCUGGUUAAGUAGCCUGUCUUUGGGAGAUUCAGCACCUGAACGCAAGUCCCCUUCUCACCACCGCCAGCCCUCUGACACAUCUGAGACAGCAGGUCUUGUUCAACGCUGCGUCAUCAUCCAAAAGGACCAGCAUGGCUUCGGCUUCACAGUCAGCGGGGACCGCGUCGUUCUAGUACAGUCUGUGCGGCCUGGAGGUGCAGCCAUGAAAGCCGGUGUGAAAGAAGGUGACCGGAUCAUCAAAGUGAACGGCACCAUGGUGACCAAUAGCUCACACCUGGAGGUGGUGAAGCUCAUCAAAUCUGGUGCCUAUGUUGCUCUCACCCUCCUGGGCUCUUCACCCUCAUCCGUUGGUGUCUGUGGACCCCAGCAGGACCCAGCCCCAGCAGCAGCUCCCCGAGUCACCCCGGUGAUCCCCCCCCCACCACCUCCUCCACCUCUGCCACCUCCACAGCGCAUCACAGGUCCCAGACCUCUGCAGGAUCCCGAGUUUCAAAAACAUGCUACCCAGAUCCUUAGGAAUAUGCUGAGACAGGAGGAAAAAGAGCUACAGCGUAUCUAUGAGGUGUAUAGCCGGAACCCCGCCAGCCUGCUGGAAGAGCAGAUGGAAGGCGCCCGGCGGCGAGUCACUCAGUUACAGCUGAAGAUCCAGCAGGAGACUGGUGGCUCAGUGGACACACUUCCAGCGUAUGGCGACACCAGCCAGAGAUCGUCAGAAGGCCGACUCUCUCUGGAUUCCCAGGAAGGGGAUAGUGGCUUGGACUCCGGCACAGAACGCUUUCCUUCCCUCAGCGAGUCCUUGGUGAAUCGGAACUCGGUCCUGUCAGACCCUGGGCCGGACAGUCCGCGGACCUCCCCCGUGACCAUGGCCCGGCUGGCGCAGCGCCACCAGCGGCAGGGCUCAGACGCACCAGCCCCCCCCAGCAGCGACCAGGGUGCAGAUCAGAGCCCAAAGCCUUUAAUUAUUGGCCCAGAGGAAGAUUAUGACCCAGGUUAUUUCAACAACGAGAGCGACGUCAUAUUCCAGGACUUUGAGAAACUUAAGUCACGGCCAGCCCACCUGGGGGUUUUUCUACGGUACAUCUUCUCUCAGGCAGACCCCAGUCCCCUGCUUUUUUAUUUGUGUGCAGAAGUUUAUCAGCAAACAAACCCCAAGGAUUCCCGAAGCUUGGGAAAAGACAUCUGGAAUAUUUUCCUAGAGAAAAAUGCGCCUCUGAGAGUGAAGGUCCCAGAAAUGUUACAGGCAGAAAUUGACCUGCGCCUGCGAAGCAGUGAGGAUGUCCGUGCGGCUCUCUGUGAGGCUCAGGAGGCGGCCAUGCCGGAGAUCCAGGAGCAGAUCCACGACUACAGAACAAAGCGCACCCUGGGGCUGGGCAGCCUAUAUGGUGAAAAUGACCUGCUGGAACUGGAUGGGGACCCUCUCCGUGAGCGCCAAGUGGCCGAGAAGCAGCUGGCUGCCCUAGGAGACAUCCUAUCCAAAUAUGAGGAAGACAGGAGUGGCCCCAUGGGCUUCGCCCUCAAUACCUACAUGAGCCAUGCGGGCAUCCGUCUUCGAGAAACACGACCCCUCAACACGGCUGAAAAGGCCCAGUCUGCUCCUGACAAAGACAAGUGGCUACCCUUCUUCCCAAAAACCAAGAAGAGCAGCAAUUCCAAGAAAGACAAGGAUGCCUUGGAGGACAAGAAGCGAAACCCCAUUCUCAAGUACAUCGGGAAGCCCAAAACCUCUUCCCAGAGCACAUUUUAUAUUCCCUUGUCCCCUGUGGAAGUCAAACCUGGCAACGUGAGGAACAUCAUUCAGCACUUUGAGAACAACCAGCAGUACGAUGCCCCAGAACCCGGGACGCAGCGCCUCUCAACAGGAAGCUUUCCCGAGGACCUGCUGGAGAGCAACAGUUCACGCUCAGAGAUUCGCCUGGGCCGCUCCGAGAGCCUGAAGGGCCGGGAGGAGAUGAAGCGGUCCCGGAAGGCGGAGAACGUGCCCCGCUCUCGCAGCGACGUGGACAUGGACGCCGCCGCGGAGGCCGCCCGCCUCCACCAGUCGGCCUCCUCCUCUGCCUCCAGCCUCUCCACCAGGUCUCUUGAGAACCCAACACCUCCCUUCACCCCCAAAAUGGGCCGCAGGAGUAUCGAGUCCCCCAGCUUGGGGUUCUGCACAGACGCCCUCCUCCCCAACCUGCUAGAAGACGAUCUGGGCCAGCUCUCUGACCUGGAGCCAGAGCCAGAUGCCCAGAACUGGCAGCACACAGUGGGCAAGGACGUGGUGGCCAGACUGAGCCAGAGGGAGAUUGACCGGCAGGAGGUCAUCAAUGAGCUGUUCGUGACCGAGGCAUCCCAUCUGCGUACACUCCGGGUCCUGGACCUGAUCUUCUACCAGCGGAUGAAGAAGGAGGGCUUACUGCCCCGCGAGGAGCUGGCCCGGCUCUUUCCCAACCUGCCUGAGCUCAUUGAGAUCCACAAUUCCUGGUGCGAAGCUAUGAGGAAGCUCCGGGAGGAGGGCCCCAUUAUCAAAGAAGUCAGUGACCUCAUGCUGGCUCGGUUCGACGGCCCCGCCCGGGAGGAGCUCCAGCAAGUGGCCGCACAGUUCUGCUCCUAUCAGUCCAUCGCCCUGGAGCUGAUCAAGACCAGGCAGCGCAAGGAGAGCCGGUUCCAGCUCUUCAUGCAGGAGGCCGAGAGCCACCCUCAGUGCCGGCGACUGCAGCUUCGAGACCUCAUCAUCUCCGAGAUGCAGCGGCUCACCAAGUACCCGCUGCUGCUGGAGAACAUCAUCAAGCACACGGAGGGCGGCACCUCUGAGCACGAGAAGCUCUGCCGGGCCCGGGACCAGUGCCGGGAAAUUCUCAAGUAUGUGAACGAAGCAGUGAAGCAGACGGAGAACCGGCACCGCCUGGAAGGCUACCAGAAGCGCCUGGACACCACCUCCCUGGAGAGGGCCAGCAACCCCCUGGCAGCAGAGUUCAAGAGUUUGGAUCUUACAACCAGAAAGAUGAUCCAUGAGGGGCCUCUGACCUGGAGGAUCAGCAAGGAUAAGACCUUGGACCUCCAUGUGCUGCUGCUGGAGGACCUCCUGGUACUGCUGCAGAAACAGGACGAGAAGCUGCUGCUCAAGUGCCACAGCAAGACGGCCGUGGGCUCCGUGGACAGCAAGCAGACCUUCAGCCCCGUGCUCAAGCUCAACGCCGUGCUCGUCCGCUCGGUGGCCACAGAUAAACGGGCCUUCUUCAUCAUCUGUACUUCGGAGUUGGGCCCACCCCAGAUCUACGAGCUGGUGGCUUUGACGUCAUCGGACAAGAACACGUGGAUGGAGCUCUUAGAAGAGGCUGUUCGGAAUGCCACCAGGCUCCCCGGAGUUGCCCCAGCACCCACCCACCCCCCGCGCCCAGGCCCCCAGGAGCCAGCCGACCAGAGCCCCACACCCAGCAGGGCAGGACCGGAUGACUCCGAGGUGUUCCACGGUGAACCGGAGCCUGAGGUAGCCCCUGCAGGCAUGGGGUGCCAGCCGAGGGCCAAAGGGAAGCACUCGGCCCUGCUGGCAGAUGCUGAGCAGGAGGGCAGCGUGGAGGACGAGGAGCUGGGAGCCCUGCCUCACCCUUCUGCCUCGCUGAACAGCGAGUACAGGGGGAGCAGGACCAGGGACCCCAUCCUCCUGCCCCUCCCGGGCCCUCUGUUCAUGGAAGGACUCGCCGAUGCAGCCCUGGAGGACGUGGAGAACCUGCGGCACCUGAUCCUGUGGAGCCUGCUGCCUGCUCACCCCGCGGACCCACGAGCUGCCGGGGAGCCUGAGGAUGACCUGACCCCUACACCCUCCGUCAUCAGCAUCACUUCGCACCCCUGGGACUCAGGCUCCCCGGGGCGAGCUCCUGCUGGGGCUGAGGGGGACGAUGCCCCACUUUCGGGGCCAGAGUGGAGCCAGCCAGCCCAGGAGGACAUGGCUCUGCGUUCUCUGGAACAGCUGCCCCCAAGGACCAGGAAUUCUGGGGUCUGGGACUCUCCCAAGCUAGACAAGAAUCCGGAGGAAGAAGCUUCGAGCACAGAGGGCACAGGAAGCUACAAGGUUGUAAGAAAAGCGGAGGUGGCAGGCAGCAAGGCGGUCCCUGCACUGCCAGAGAGUGGCCAGUCAGAGCCUGAGCCACCCGAAGUGGAAGGCGGAGCAGAGGCUACGGGGAACUGCUUUUACGUCAGCAUGCCAGCAGGACCCCCCGACUCGAGUACUGAUGCGUCAGGAGCACACAUGAGCCCUUCCCAGCCUGACGGCCUCCCUGCCUGGCAGACGGAGCCUCAGCCCCCACUCCAGGGAGGCCAUGGAGAUCAAAAGCGCCCCGGCCGCUCUCCCCCAAGUCUGGCCCUCAGGGACGUGGGCAUGAUCUUCCGCACCAUCGAGCAGCUUACCCUCAAGCUCAACCGGCUCAAGGACAUGGAGCUGGCCCACAGAGAGCUGCUCAGGUCCCUCGGGGGUCAGUCAUCUGGCGGCACCACACCUGUGGGCAGUUUCCACACAGAGGCAGCUAGAUGGAUAGAAAGCUCCCUCUCCCCUCCAGCCAAGGAGCCCCCGGCCUCUGACUCCAUGGACAGCCGCGAACUGGGGCCCUGUCCUGAGGACGGCCCCACUCCGCUGGAAGACGGCACGGCAGACACAGCCACAUCCCCAGGACCGUAG